UGCAGUGAAAAGGGAGGACGAUGAUUGAUUUGCAUUGGCAUUGGCAUUGGCAUUGGAUAAGUAAAUUAAUAGUAAUAUAAAUAAGAACAAAUAUUUCCUCACUUCUCUUCCACCGCUGUUGUGUAGUAACAAUUAACAAACAACAUGAAAAUGAAACCCCCAUCCCCAUUCCCAUCCCCAUCUCCCCAUCCCCACACCCCUCCACUGCGCCUUCUCCGACAAUCCUUCAACCACAUUACUAUUUCAAAUCAAAUUCAAGUCCUUUUAUAUAAAUGGGGUUCCCUUUACCUCUUCUUUCCUUUUUUUUUUUUUUUAUCUCUCUCUCUCUCUCUCUCUCUCUCUCUCUCUCUCUCUCUCCCGCCGAACCCACCCCCCCCUACCUAUCUUGUUUUCCUCAUCUACCCCUUUUCCUUCCUUCCUUCCUUCAAAUUAAAUGGAGGAUAAUAUGUAUGGCAUGCCUAAGUCCUUCCUUCCACCCGACAAUCUUAUCCUUCCCCUCGAUUACCAAUCCUUGCUUUCUUCCUCCAACUACCGCCGCGAUCCUAUUCCUAUGUUCGGAUCUCAUCAAUUGCUUUCCCGCCCUACUUCCGCCAUAUCCCAAGCUGAACCACCUUCUACUACUACUCCCGAUUUUCCGAUCCCUCGAGAAGACCUUCUCAGCGUCACCAAGGCCAAAAUUGUCUCUCAUCCUACCUAUCCUCGCCUGCUUCAUGCUUAUAUUGACUGCCAGAAGGUUGGAGCUCCUCCGGAGGUAGCGUGCUUGUUGGAGGAAAUCAGGCGAGAAAACGACAGUCAAGAACAAAACGGGAUCUCCACGUGCUUCGGAGCCGAUCCCGAGCUCGAUGAGUUCAUGGAAGCGUACUGUGACAUGCUGGUGAAGUACAAAUCAGAUCUCUCAAGGCCCUUUCAUGAAGCUUUCUCCUUCUUAAACAACAUCCAACUGCAACUUUGCAACCUUGGCGCUCCUGCCUCCACUUCAACUCCUUCCAACGAGGAUGCCAUGUCAUCAGAUGAUGAGCUUAACUGUGGUGAGAGAGAAUUGCAAGAUGGUCAAAUGAGGUUAGAAGACAAAGGUCUCAAAGACAUGCUCUUAAGUAGAUUUGGCGGUCACAUUGGUACCUUAAAGCUGGAAUUUUCAAAGAAGAAGAAGAAAGGAAAACUACCUAAAGAAGGAAGGAAAGUACUGCUUGAGUGGUGGGAUGUUCACUAUAAAUGGCCCUAUCCCACGGAAGCUGAUAAGGUCGCGCUGGCAGAGACAACAGGACUUGAUCCCAAGCAAAUUAACAAUUGGUUUAUUAAUCAACGAAAGCGGCACUGGAAACCUUCUGAGAGUAUGCAAUUUGGAAAUAUGGACAAUGCGGGUGAACAAUUUUACGCUAGGCUUGACUCUUAAGAAUGAGGUGUACAUCAUCGUCCAAAUGGGUAUAUAUUACAUGCUUUGAAAUCACUCACCAUCCUAAGCCAGUAGUCUAGCAUAUAUAUAUAUAUUAUAUAUUCAAGAACAAACAAUUGUGUUCGUUACAUUGGUGGGAAAGUAUCAAAAUGGCUUCCAUACUUUUGUCUUGUAAAUUUGUGAAAGAUACAUUGAUUAUGGAAAUGUUAAUCAAAGUUUGGUUGAUUUCUCCGUCUGUAUGUGUAUAAGUAAUUAGUAUAUGUAAUCAAUGUUUGGAGGAA
Messenger RNA from Cucumis sativus (cucumber), 1674 nucleotides. Its product is annotated as homeobox protein knotted-1-like 6. Gene Ontology annotation, biological process: regulation of DNA-templated transcription. The transcript has 5 exons. Gene Ontology annotation, cellular component: nucleus. Gene Ontology annotation, molecular function: DNA-binding transcription factor activity, RNA polymerase II-specific; DNA binding. The record is from RefSeq and is a predicted model, not a curated record. The coding region runs from base 434 to 1393 and encodes 319 amino acids. Lineage: Eukaryota; Viridiplantae; Streptophyta; Magnoliopsida; Cucurbitales; Cucurbitaceae.